CCGACACCGCCACCGCCACCGCCAUGGCGCAGGAGAGCAGCGACGUCAAGUGCACCACCGCCACCACCAAUUCCAAGGGGACCCAUAAUAAUAAUUCCGAGGAAGCUGCGGCGGCAGACGGCGGCGACAGACCACUGGUCGUAGUGUCGUCGUCGUCAGCACCGGCGACGCCCUUCAAGUUCAACGUGCACGCGCCAGAGUUCGUGCCCAUGUCGCCCAACGCCGCCGCCGCCAGCCCCAUGGCGAGCCCCAUGUCGGCGCCGGCGGGAGGCUACUACUCGCCCUUCAUGCAGAUGCAGGCUGGCGCCCUCACGCCCGACUGGAGCUUCUUCCAGGAUCACGAGCCCGUCUUCUUCAUGCCGGACUUCGCGCACGCCAAGUUCGGCGCCGCCGCCGCCGCUGGCGGGAGCAACAGCGCGCAGGGCAAGGGGACCGGCGCCACCGCCGACGUCACGCAGAAGAUUGUGAAGCAGGUCGAGUACCAGUUCAGCGACAUCAAUCUGGUGGCCAACGAGUUCUUGCUCAAGAUCAUGAACAAAGACACAGAAGGCUACGUUCCCUUGUCGGUGAUUGCGUCCUGGAAGAAGAUCAAGUCUCUCGGGGCAACCAACCAGAUGCUGGUGAAGGCUCUUCGCACCUCCACAAAGCUUAUUGUCAGCGAUGACGGCAAGAAAGUCCGGCGCAGGCAGCCAUUCACUGAGAAGCACAAGGAAGAGCUUCAGUCUCGCAUGAUCAUAGCAGAGAAUCUGCCGGAGGACUCGUCAAGAAACAGCCUCGAGAAGAUCUUUGGUGUGGUCGGAAGCGUGAAGAACAUCAAGAUAUGCCAUCCCCAGGAGCCUAGCACGGCAAGGGCUGCUUCCAAGUCAGACACACACACGCUGGUGAGCAAUAAGAUGCACGCGCUCGUCGAGUACGAGACCUCGCAGCAAGCUGAGAAAGCGGUGGACAAGCUCAACGAUGAACGCAACUGGAGGAAAGGCCUCCGAGUCCGCACAGUGCUCAGGCGCUCGCCCAAGUCCGUGAUGAGGCUGAAGCGCCCGGAUUUCGACCACUUCGUGGGCUCCGACGACGACUCGCCGCACUCCCAGAUGUCGUCCGACUCCCCGACGGCGGACAACAACUCACCACCAACUGCAACUGAUCAGCAGCAGCAGGACGAUCACAACCAGAUCAUCAAUGGCGGGAGCAAGCAGCAGCAGCAGAAAGCAGCCGGGUGGGCGAGAGGUCGAGGGAAGCUUCACGUGACGGCGCCGCACAGCCCGCAGUCGGCUCCGGCCGGAAUGGCCGGGCAUUUCGACCCAUCCAGCCCGAGGCAGCAGCAGCAGCAGCACAAGCAGUGCACGUCCAGCCCCAGCAGCAAGCAGCAGCAGGCCAAGUGCCCCUUCAGCCCCAGGCAGCCUCCUCCCCAGGGCCCCAGGAUGCCUGACGGCACGCGCGGCUUCACCAUGGGCCGGGGCAAGCCUCCGGCGACGUCGUCGUCGUCUCCGGCGCCCCGGCAAGUGGCGGCGGCGCCCACGACUCCGCCUGCUCCAGUCCUUGUUUAGUGUCGUCGUCGUCGUCGUCGUCGUCGUUCAAUUUCACUUAUUAUUACAUAUAUAUUGCUCUCGCCUCGCCUCCAAGUCGUCAAAUCCUACUCCUAUCCUAAUCCUAUCUUAAGAGAUCUUAUAGUGGUGCCUGUUUCAUUCACGAACUCUGUAUCCUCGCUCUGCGGAUACAAGCAGUUGAGUUGAGCUCUCUUCCUUUUCUUCUCUCUUGUUUUAACUUUUGUUUAUUAUUAUCAAGGUUACCUUUUAUUUAUUAAAUAAAUAAAGUUGGCUGGCUGCUGGCAUAUUGACCGCAUCAUUCUA
Messenger RNA from Panicum virgatum (switchgrass), 1847 nucleotides. Its product is annotated as la-related protein 6C-like. The transcript has 6 exons. Gene Ontology annotation, biological process: RNA processing. Gene Ontology annotation, cellular component: nucleus. Gene Ontology annotation, molecular function: mRNA binding. Bases 24 to 1544 code for a protein of 506 amino acids. Lineage: Eukaryota; Viridiplantae; Streptophyta; Magnoliopsida; Poales; Poaceae. The record is from RefSeq and is a predicted model, not a curated record.